ACCCUCUCGCCUUCCAUCCCAGCUGCACGUCCCUUCGGGACUCUUCAGCAUGGAGCUGGUCAACAGGACAGCAGUGUCUGAGUUCUUUCUGAAAGGGUUUUCUGGCUACCCAGCCCUGGAGCACCUGCUCUUCCCUCUGUGCUCGGCCAUGUACCUGGUGACCCUGCUGGGGAACUCAGCCAUCGUGGCGGUGAGCAUGCUAGACGCCCACCUGCACACGCCCAUGUACUUCUUCCUGAGCAACCUCUCCAUCCUGGACAUCUGCUACACAUCCACCUUCGUGCCCCUGAUGCUGGUCCACCUCCUGUCAUCCCGGAAGACCAUCUCCUUCACUGGCUGUGCCGUCCAGAUGUGCCUGAGCCUGGCCACGGGCUCCACGGAGUGCCUGCUGCUGGCCAUCAUGGCCUAUGACCGCUACCUGGCCAUCUGCCAGCCACUCAGGUACCCCGUGCUCAUGAGCCACCAGCUCUGCUUACUGCUGGCGGGCGGCGCCUGGGUCCUCUGCCUCCUCAAGUCGGCCACGGAGACAGUCAUUGCCAUGAGGCUGCCCUUCUGUGGCCACCGCGUGGUCAGUCACUUCACCUGCGAGAUCCUGGCAGUGCUAAAGCUGGCAUGUGGUGCCACCUCAGUCAGCGAGACCUUCCUGCUGGUGGGCGCCAUCCUGCUGCUGCCCGUGCCCCUGACAUUCAUCUGCCUGUCCUACACGCUUAUCCUGGCCACCAUCCUGAGGGUGCCCUCGGCUGCCGGGCGCCGCAAAGCUUUCUCCACCUGCUCAGCGCACCUGGCCGUGGUGCUGCUUUUCUACAGCACCGUGAUCUUCAUGUACAUGAAGCCCAAGAGCAAGGAGGCCCACAUCUCUGAGGAAGUCUUCACCGUGCUCUACGCCGUGGUCACGCCCAUGCUGAACCCCGUCAUCUACAGCCUGAGGAACAAGGAGGUGAAGGAGGCUGCCAGGAAGGUGUGGGGCAGGGCACAGGCCUGCAGGUGAGGGAGGGCGGGACUCUGCACUGGCGGCCUCCGGUUAGGUGAGGCUGGCACGUGCCAAGGCCCGU
Lemur catta (Ring-tailed lemur) is the source of this 1052-nucleotide messenger RNA. Its product is annotated as olfactory receptor 13J1. Bases 50 to 988 code for a protein of 312 amino acids. The record is from RefSeq and is a predicted model, not a curated record. Gene Ontology annotation, cellular component: membrane. Gene Ontology annotation, molecular function: olfactory receptor activity; G protein-coupled receptor activity. Lineage: Eukaryota; Metazoa; Chordata; Mammalia; Primates; Lemuridae. Gene Ontology annotation, biological process: G protein-coupled receptor signaling pathway. The transcript has a single exon.